AUGAAUUAAAGGGAGAUUGCCAAAGAAGUCUUAGCGGUUUCAUUGCACAUUGCGGAUGCAGAUAAAUUCAACUUUGAAGAUUCUAAAAAGAGAAUGCAAUUGUUAACAGAAUCCGUCUUGAAAACAAAUCUAUUGAGAUAGAAACCCAAUAAAAAUUGCAAUCAGACUGUUGACCUUGAGUUUUAACAAAUUGAUAAUUUAAAAGACUUGCUACCUCAUUUAGCAGAAUGCAGCAAUUUGCGUGAAUUAAUUUUGCAUGGUAAUCGUUUACAUACCUUACCUGAAGAUCUCUCAACCUUGAGUACCGUUGAAACUUUGGACAUAUCCAACAAUCUCUUUGAUGAUAUUAUUCCCAUAAUCAAAGCCUUGCAAACUAUGCCCAAAUUGUUACACCUUCACAUAGGAUUGAGAGACAACAAUGAAGAAAAGUAUGUGAUCCAACACUUACCCAAUCUAAUUACCCUCAACAAUAGAAGACUCAAGUUUUUUGAUCAACUUGACAGUGAUAGACCUUCUGAAAGACAAUCUGCAAGAUCGGAAAAAUCCUACUAAAGCGAAGUCACCUUCAAUUAGGAGGACGUAGACAAUGUGGAAAACCUUUUUAAUCAAAUUUGUAACAUUGAAAAUAAUCCCAAUCAACAAAAGUCACAUGCUCCACAAUUGACUGAUCAUGUCAAAGAUGUAAUGACGGAUUUUUCCACCAAAGUCCAAUAGACUCACUCCAAACACUUCCUUGAUACACACAUACUCAAAGUAAAUCUUACGUAUUCUACCUAGGCAAAAUACGAUCUAUACGAAAUCUGUUUCAGAGAAUUAAUUGACUAUUUUCGCAAUAAUAACAAUAAACUUGAAUAAGUCUUAAAAACCUUGUAACAAGAGCAUUCCAAUAUUUUUAAUGAUCUAACCAAUAUCAUAUACAAUCUCAGAGACUAUAAAAAGAUCUAAAAAGAGAAUCAGGAAUUUGACUAACUCAUCUUGAAUAGUGAUAUUGUCAAAUCUUAAAUUAAAGAAAUUCAACUCCUCAAAGAAGAACGUGAUCGUCUCUUCAUUGACAAAAAUAAACUCUAAUAAUCCAAGGACUAAUAAUAUGAGUUGCUUCAUCCUUUACAAUUAUAAGUCAAAACAUUGUAAUGCAGUGUUUAGAGAUUGGAAUAAGAAAAAGAAAAUCUCAAUAAUAAUAUUUCCUAAUUAGAAUAUUAAUUUGCUUAGUAAUAACAAAUACAGAGAUCUAAUAGAGGUAGUUCCAAAUAAAUUCAAUCAGCCAAUCAAUCAUUUUAGGAUAUGCACUCUUUUUCUAAUUUUUAAACUCAACAAGUGGUCAUGUUAGUUAAAGGAACCCAAACUGACAAUCAGCGAUUUUUUGAAAAGGAAAGCCAAACAAUAGAUUAAGAAGAUAAUGUAAUCUUUACUAAAUCCAUUGAUAUGCAAUCCUUUCAAUAAGAACUUGAAGAUUUAUAAUGUUAAAAUGAGUAACUUCAAUAAGAAAACAAAAAAUACUUAGAAAUGAUAAUCAGAAGAUCCAAGGUAGAAAAAUCAUCCAAUAUCAUGUCUGAUAUCAGUUAUAAGUAAACUGAAAGCCCAAGCAUCAUUGAAAAAAAGAGAUACAAAACCUUAUCGGAAUUUCACCUUCUUGUUCAACCCUAAUCAUUUCGACCCUUAACUUUAAAAUAACUCAAAGAUAUCAUUCAGGAUAUCUAUGAAAGCAAAACAAAACACGAUAUUCGACAAAAUGAAAAUAAAUUACCCUUAGAGACUAUUGAACAACAUAUGUACACGUAUUUAUAUUGUAAAUAUGGAUUAAAAAAUUUAGCUUUGGAGUGGGUUGCUUGCAUUAUUAAUGCAAUCUAAAAGUAUAUUGCUGAAGACAAUGAUGUUGCUGUAUUUGCAUUAAUGCUUAAAAAUAAUAUUGAUGAAGAUUUCAGAUUAUUGCAAUCUUAGCGCAAAUAAAAUAUUGAAUAUAUAAUCUAGACCAUUUUAUAAGCCAAGUUUAAAACCAAGCACGUAUUAGAGAUUAAGGAAAUGGUUAAAUAAAAAGUAGCCGGUUAAAUAACUCAACAGGAAGUAAUUGAAAUUUUGAAAUGUUGUCUUCCAGAAGAGGAGAAAGAAAUCAUACUUAGCUAAUUAAAGAUGCAUUAAAUUAAAGCUGUUGCCAGUGUAAGCCCAAUAAAAAAAGUCAAUUAAAAAGAACAGAGAAGACCCAGUGCUUAAAAGGAACCUAUAAAAUAUGAGUUUUCUGUCUUUAUCAAACUAAUUCUUGAAUACUUUAUGAGUCUUCAUCAAUAAUACUUAGCCAAUUUGUGCAUAGUAUUUAAGUCAGUUGACCAUGAUAAGGAUGGAAUUCUCAAUCAAUAAUAAUUCUUUAAAUUGACUGAAAGCAUCAAGCCUAAUUUACAGAAUGAAGAGUAUUCUAACUUAUAUGAAAUUCUUGAUCCAUUUAAAAAUGAUAAAAUAACAUUUUCAUAAAUUGUAAGAGUGUUCAAAAAUCCAUAAUUUCAUAACAAGAAUGUUGAUCUAAUAUAAUAGAUAUGUAUAAUUUGA
Molecule: messenger RNA, 2538 nt
Organism: Paramecium tetraurelia
Lineage: Eukaryota; Ciliophora; Oligohymenophorea; Peniculida; Parameciidae
Exons: 8
Cellular component (GO): cytoplasm
Molecular function (GO): protein binding
Source: RefSeq, a predicted model, not a curated record